CUAAUGAACUGUGUUUGCGGGGAUGACGGAGUGAGUUAGUAAAAAAUAUGAAGGUGCAAGCAAGCAAUAGGUCAACUUGUAGCUUCAUUACUUAUCCCCACUCCGGCACUUGGUCGUAUAGCGCGCGGCGAGAGGUUGUGCGAGUUUACCUUAGUGUCGCGUCGUGUUUCUUGCGUCCUCGAAUUCUUCGCAAUAAUACUUUUCCUUCGAGAAAUGCACCGAAUUAUCUAUUUGCUAUUGGCGGAUUUAUAAAAUACAGUGCGACAAAAUAACAGUUUGAAAAAAAUGAGUUCCGAAUAAAGUGUUAUAAUUUGUUUUUGUGUGUCCUAAAAGCCCAAUUACUAACCGGAUAUUGUCAAGAUGGGAUCAAAAAUCGAAUACGUGGAUUCUUCACAUUUAUAUGCCACAAACUAUGUUCGCAAUUCAAAAGCUAUUGGUGUACUGUGGGCAAUAUUUACAAUUUGCUAUGCUAUUAUAAGCGUUGUUGCCUUCGUGACACCCGAGUGGAUCGGCGAUUUGGAGACAGAAUACCCAAGGAAGUUUGGAUUAUGGCAAAUAUGCAAGUCUGAAGAUUCUAUUGAGGACUGCAAAGGCAGAUUGGAUGAUUUCAUGUCGAUAAACGGAUUAGUGUUCAAGAUUGCGACCGUGUUAGUGGGCAUAGCGGUUGCCCUGGCACUGUUUACUAUCUGUGCGAUGCUGUUAUUCUUCUUUUGUCAGUCUACUACGGUGUUCCACAUCUGUGGAUGGUUGCAGUUGUUAUCAGCCGGGUGCAUGGUGGCCGGGGUAGCGGUUUACCCCGCAGCGUGGAGCGAGACGUCGGUGCAAGAGACGUGCGGCCCGACUGCCGACCAAUAUCAUUUAGGUCGCUGCCACGUCCGCUGGGCGUACAUACUAGCAGUGAUCGGGUGUCUAGACGGCAUCGUACUAGCUGCGCUUGCGUUCAUACUGGCCACCAGGCACGUGCGGUUACAACCCGACAGCGGGUACCCACCGCCGUCUUUGUACAAAGGUGAAGUGAACAACGCUUACGUGACAGACGCGACAUCUGUGUCCGGCUCGAGGAAAUCGCUCGCCCUACAACCAGUUCUGAUAAUGCAUCCGCACGCACCUAUGGACAUGGACACCUAUUCACAUUACUCGGGAAGGACGGCAAGAUCGAAACACGGCAUAUACGCGAACACCAUGCAUAAUUAUCAGUUGUAAAUGUAAUAAUCGGGUGUAUUCUUUUAGAUAAGCGAAAGACGACGUCGUAGUUCCGCCACGUGCCAAUAGAUGGCGCUGUUGGUUAUUACUGUAUAAAUAGUCUAGAUGGCGCUAAUUACAUAGUUUAAUUCAUAGAUAUUUAAAUCUACGAUUUAAUUUAAUAUUUGAUUAUUAUAAAUUAAUAUGCAAAGUUUAAUGUGAAAAUUAGAAUUGAUUUGUUUUAUUUGAUAUUAAAUUAAUCAUUAAAUUAAGUUAAAAAUUUAGAUAACUAGACUUUAUGUAAAUAUUGUACCUAAGGUUCAAUUGAUAAUUUACCUAUCCUAUGUACGCCUUUGGUCCAUUAUUACGUUGUUUUCUAUCUAUACACUAAUAUUAUAAAGAAGAAAGAUUUGAUUGUUUGUUUGUACAGAAUAGGCCCCGAAACUACUGGACCGAUUUGAAAAUUCUUUCACAUUUAGAAUCCUUCAUUAUCCCUGAUGAACAUAGGUUAUAGAGUCACAAAUAAAAUAUAUUUACCCGUUUUUUCAUUAUUUUCAUCGAUGCUCCGCUACUACUGGUCGUAGCCUGAUGUUCUAUAGCCUAUAGCCUUCCUCGAUAAAUGUACUAUCCAAUACAAAAAGAAUUUUUCAAAUCGGAACAGCAGAGCAAUGGUGCAUUCGGUACAACGGGUCCUAAGCUACGCAACAAAUUUUUUACUUGGAAUGGAAGGUUUAUAAUUAUUAUAAAGAAAGUCAUUGUGUACAUAACACAAGCCUUUGAACGAAAACUAUAGUUAACACUACAGCUCUACACCGGAUCGAAGCGAGAGCGGGUCACUAGUGUAAAAUAAAUACCUAAUGCUUAAAAAAACUAAGGUAAACUGCUUAAAGUCGUCCGAAUCCUUAAAAUGUGUUCAAUUAAUAUACAACGAAAAAUAUUAUGUGAUGCUGAUGAAACGAAGUUUUUUUUUUAUUUUUAUAUAAAUAAAAAUAAUUUUAGUCUACAUACUCUUUUUAUUUACA
Messenger RNA from Chilo suppressalis (striped riceborer), 2204 nucleotides. The record is from the annotation of a GenBank genome assembly. NCBI's taxonomy places the organism in Eukaryota, Metazoa, Arthropoda, Insecta, Lepidoptera, Crambidae.